This is a messenger RNA of Lodderomyces theae, 1668 nucleotides long. RefSeq names its product chaperonin-containing T-complex alpha subunit (gene TCP1). The record is from RefSeq and is a predicted model, not a curated record. Gene Ontology annotation, biological process: protein folding. Gene Ontology annotation, molecular function: ATP binding; ATP-dependent protein folding chaperone; ATP hydrolysis activity. The transcript has a single exon. Bases 1 to 1668 code for a protein of 555 amino acids. Gene Ontology annotation, cellular component: chaperonin-containing T-complex. Lineage: Eukaryota; Fungi; Ascomycota; Pichiomycetes; Serinales; Debaryomycetaceae.
AUGUUCUCCACAGCUCGUUCAGAUACCCUUUUCUUGGGGGCGCAGAAGAUUGCUGGUGACGAUGUGCGUAACCAAACAGUCUUGGCUGCACAAACAGUGGCCAAUGUGGUCAAAUCAUCGUUGGGCCCUGUUGGAUUGGACAAGAUGUUGGUGGACGAUAUUGGAGAUGUUACCGUUACCAAUGAUGGAGCUACAAUCUUGGCAUUGUUAGACGUACAGCACCCAGCAGGUCAAAUCUUGGUUGAAUUGGCGCAACAACAAGACCGUGAAGUUGGUGAUGGAACUACCUCGGUAGUCAUCAUUGCGGCUGAGUUGUUGAAGCGUGCCAAUGAAUUAGUGAAACAUAAGAUACAUCCAACUACGAUUAUCAGUGGAUAUAGGUUAGCGUUGAAGGAGUCAAUCAGGUAUAUAAAUCAAAUUUUGUCUCAGAAUGUUGAUCGUUUGGGAAAGGAAACAUUGAUAAACAUUGCCAAAACAUCGAUGUCGUCAAAGAUUAUUGGCGCUGAUUCCGAUUUCUUUAGCAAGAUUGUUGUUGACGCCAUGUUGGCUGUCAAGACUACCAACACCAAGGGAGAAACCAAGUAUCCAGUCAAGGCAGUAAACAUUUUGAAAGCUCAUGGUAAAUCAGCCUUGGAAUCAGUGUUGGUUGAAGGUUAUGCGUUGAAUUGUACUGUUGCAUCUCAAGCCAUGGUGAAGGAGAUCAAGAACGCCAAAAUUGCUUGUCUUGAUAUCAACUUACAAAAGGCAAGAAUGGCAAUGGGGGUACAAAUAAAUAUCGAAGAUCCUGAUCAAUUGGAAGAAAUCAGAAAAAGAGAAUAUGGAAUUAUUAUUGAACGUAUUCAAAAGAUUAUAGCCAGUGGCGCUAAUGUCAUAUUAACCACAAAGGGAAUUGAUGAUUUGUGUUUGAAGGAGUUUGUUGAGAAUGGAUGUAUGGCAGUGAGACGUUGUAAAAAGGAAGAUUUGAGAAGAAUUGCUCGAGCCACUGGUGCUACCUUGGUUUCCUCUUUGAGCAACUUGGAAGGCGACGAGACUUUUGAAGCUAGUAAUUUGGGUUCAGCGCAAGAGGUUGUUCAAACGAGAAUUAGUGAUGAUGAAUGUAUAUUAAUCAAGGGAACUAAGCAACAUUCAUCGAGCUCAAUAAUCUUAAGAGGUCCAAACGAUUACUCCUUGGACGAAAUGCAAAGAUCUAUAAAUGAUUCCCUCUCUGUUGUUAAAAGGACGUUGGAAAGUGGACAUGUUGUACCAGGAGGAGGGGCAGUUGAAACUGCUUUGAACAUUUACUUGGAAAACUUUGCAUCAACAGUGGGGUCCAGAGAACAAUUGGCAAUUGCAGAAUUUGGUAAUGCGUUGUUGAUAAUCCCAAAGACUCUAGCAAUCAAUGCUGCUAAAGACGCCUCGGAAUUAGUUUCAAAAUUGAGAACUUAUCAUGCUGCAGCCCAAUUAGCCAAAACAGAUGAUGAGAAGAGGAAAAAAUACAAGAAUUAUGGAUUGGAUUUGAUCAAUGGUAAGAUUGUUAAUGAGGCUACGCAGGGAGUUUUGGAACCAACCAUUUCUAAAAUCAAGGCCUUGAAAUCGGCAUUGGAGGCAUGUGUUUCAAUAUUGAGGAUUGAUACUAUCAUUGAAGUACACCCAGAACCACCAAAGGAGGAUCCUCAUCACGAUCAUUAA